AUCGCGUCACGUGACUGGACCUGACGCGUCCGCGGCUCGCGUCACGUGCCUGGCGUCGACGGCAGACUCCUCUGACAGGAACUGGUGUGCAGUCUCUCUGAACAGGCAGCCCAGACAGAAGACACAAGAGCAGUGUUGGGUCAUGUCAUUAAAGAUGGAAAUGGAUGCCAGUGGGGUGUCCAGGGCACCCAUCUCUGUUCUGCCUGCUGCUGAGGUCAAAGCCAGCCUGAAGCCAGAAGCCGAUAAACCCCGGUGCUCCAGCACUCCCUGCUCCCCCAUUAAAAGUACUGUCUCAGGAUACCAGAUCCUCCACAUGAACUCCAACUAUCUAGUGGGCUUCACCACCGGUGAGGAGCUUCUCAAAUUAGCCAAGAAGUGGUCUAGCCCUGACAACAGCAACACAGAGGCCUUGCCCAGCCCCAUCAAAAAGCCUGUGGAUUUAAGCCUGCACCGAGCCUCGCGGAUUUACAAAGCCAAAAGCCGCUACUACCAACCGUAUGACAUCCCAGCCAUCAACGGACGCCGGAGGCGGCGCAUGCCCAGCUCAGGCGACGGCUGCUUGAAGUCGAUGGUGAGCGGGGAGCCCAGCAAGGCCUUACACGGGCCCCUGCCCCUCUGCUUACUGAAGGGCAAGCGGGUGUACUCCAAGUCCCUGGACUACCUCAACCUGGACAAGAUGAGCCUCAGGGAGCCGGCGGACACUGAAGUGCUGCAGUACCAGCUACAGCAUCUCAAUUUGAGGGGAGAGCGCGUGUUUACCCGAAACAAGACAUGAGUUCUCAGAAACGUCCACCUGCCCACAGUUUUCCAGCUGUGAUGUAGGGCCUUGAUUUUUACCACUCUAAUUAUAGGCAGUUGACUACUAAACUAGGGUGACCAUACAUCCCAUUUUUUUGGCCCUGUUUUUCUGUUUUCAUACUUGCUGAACGUAAUGAUCGAAAAGUAGUUUGACCAAUAACAUGCAGGCAUUGUACAUAAUGGACCAAUCAUAGCGUGUGAGAAGGUGGGAUCUACGUAGAAUGGU
Molecule: messenger RNA, 1024 nt
Organism: Carassius carassius (crucian carp)
Lineage: Eukaryota; Metazoa; Chordata; Actinopteri; Cypriniformes; Cyprinidae
Product: macrophage immunometabolism regulator-like
Exons: 3
Coding region: 143-775 (210 amino acids)
Biological process (GO): negative regulation of cytokine production involved in inflammatory response; negative regulation of fibroblast migration
Source: RefSeq, a predicted model, not a curated record